UUUUUUGUUGUUUGUAUUGAAGCUGAAGAUUGCUUGUUUUUGUUUGAAUAAUCGGCAAGCGAAAUAGACAGCAAUGAUUUCAGAGUUUUCACCAAACUCAGUUAAGCUUCUUAAUAUUCUUGGUGAGGGAAGUUUUGGAAAAGUUCACAAAGCAAGGUUAGUGGCAAAUGGAGUGGUUAAGUUUGUCGCAGUGAAGACCUGGUAUUCGAAAGAUCUCGACACUGUUGUGAGAGAAGCCAAAGUGUUAGUUCGAAUGAACCAUCCGAAUAUUGUUGGAAUGAUUGGAAUCGUAAGGAGUCGUACUCCACGCUUAAUUUUAGAAUAUUUGGCUGGAGGUAGUUUGCUGGAAGAUUUGGAACAUUAUGCCAACAAUCGGAAACAGAGAGCUGUUUGGGCAUAUGGGAUUGCUAAAGGCAUGAGAUACUUGCACCAUGAACUACGUCCCUACCGACGGCACCAAGAUUUAGCCGCACGUAACUGUCUUCUGGCAGCAGACCGGACUACAAUUAAAUUGGCUGACAUCGGGGUAUGGGACGCUGGUUAUCAGAACCAUUACUUUGCCCCGGACAGUGGAAAUUAUAUGUACGAUAGGGAUGGUGACUAUUUUAACCGGCCCGCUCCUGUUCGUUGGAUGGCACCAGAAUGUGUCCCCUAUAAUUCUGACCCAUUGUUCACUCGAAAGAAUGAUGUGUGGGCCUACGGAAUUGUUCUAUUCGAGAUUUGGACGGGAGGUGAAUUACCGUUCGAGGACAUCGCGAAUAGUCAAGUUCUCAGGGCUGUGUACUUUGGAACCAAUCCGGUUUGUUAUAGGGGAGGAAUCGAUGCUCCUGGUCACGUACAAGAUCUUAUGGAUGAUUGUAUGGCUCAGGACAAAGAUGACCGACCAAAUUUUAAAGUAAUUGUUGAACAUUGGGAGACUUUUGGUCGUCGAGUUAUGCAAGGAUGAACGGAUUUACUUCUUUUAUAUUGCUUCAAUGAUUCGAUCUUUUGACAUGACAUUUUUAUCGAAAUAAAACGUUUUAGA
Messenger RNA from Bradysia coprophila, 1024 nucleotides. Its product is annotated as ephrin type-A receptor 4a-like. NCBI's taxonomy places the organism in Eukaryota, Metazoa, Arthropoda, Insecta, Diptera, Sciaridae. Gene Ontology annotation, molecular function: ATP binding; protein kinase activity. Gene Ontology annotation, biological process: protein phosphorylation. The record is from RefSeq and is a predicted model, not a curated record.